Messenger RNA from Aspergillus lentulus, 1887 nucleotides. The record is from RefSeq and is a predicted model, not a curated record. Lineage: Eukaryota; Fungi; Ascomycota; Eurotiomycetes; Eurotiales; Aspergillaceae.
AUGCUUCUCCUGGGCCUGGACAUCAAUGUGGUCGCAACAGCCGUUCCCACAAUCUCAGACUACUUUGACAGUUUUAAGGAAGUGAACUGGUAUGGUUCGGCCUUCCUUCUGGCUUUAUGUGCAACGCAACCGCUUGCAGGCAAGAUGUAUACUUUAUUCCCCUUGAAAUACCUGUAUGUUGGUUUUAUGGCCAUCUUUGAGCUCGGAAAUCUCAUCUGUGCGCUCUCAAUGUCAAGCAACAUGGUCAUCGCUGGCCGGACUGUUGCAGGGUUCGGGGCUUCAGGCCUUUUCAAUGGAGCAGUCGUUAUUCUGACAGCGUGUUCCCCUCCCAAGAUUCGACCUCUUAUAACAGCUUGUGGCAUCUCUAUGAUUGCAAUAGGGGGUAUUGUUGGCCCACUGGUUGGGGGUGCCUUUACUGAGCAUGUCAGCUGGCGUUGGUGUCUAAGACUAACCGGCGAGUGUCGAUGCCUAGGCUUCUGGGUUUUCCUCCCAUUUGGUGGCGUCACCAUGCUCAUUAUGCUGAUACUCCGCGUCCCCGAGCAAACUACCAAGCCCCCAAUGAGCUCUGUCCUCGUCAAACUUCCCAGAAAGCUCGAUCUCUUGGGUUUUGCGCUUUUCGCCAUUGCCUGUACCAUGUUUCUGACUGCCAUCAAUUGGGGUGGAGCAACCUACCCCUGGAGCUCGGCAAAAGUGAUUGGUCUGCUCUGUGGGAGUGCUGGUAUACUGGCGCUCUUCGUCGCAUGGGCUAUCCAUCAGGGUGACGAAUCAUUAAUUCCACCUCAUAUUCUUCGCGAGCCAAAUCUUUUCUUUGGCUGCUGGAUCUCCGGUCUGCAAGGCGGUGCCACCAUCAUGGUGGGUUACUACCUACCUUUGUGGUUUCAGGCUGUCAAGGGAGCCUCGCCAACCGGUAGUGGCCUCAUGAUGCUGCCGACUAUGAUAAGUCAGAUCCUAGGUUCAAUGACGUCGGGCGCACUCGUUCGCAAGCUCCAUUACGUUCCACCUUGGGCAAUCAUUGGCAGUGUGAUGACAGCAGUCGGAUCUGGACUCAUGACCACAUUCACAGCAGAUACAAGCAAGGGGAAGUGGAUUGGCUAUCAGAUCGUCGCGGGGUUUGGACGUGGUGCAGCAUUGAACAUGCCCAUCGUCGCAAGCCAAGAAUAUCUAAGCCCCGACGCCAUUGCUAUUGCCAGUUCUGCUAUUGCUCUGUGUCAAUAUCUGUCUGGGUCCGUUGCUAUCUCCGUGGCGCAGGCUAUCUUCCAGAAUGGCUUGACGCCAGCUCUGGAAAAGUAUGCGCCCAAUGUUGAGCCAGCAAUUAUCCUGGAUGCUGGUGCUACAGGAUAUGCCGAUGUUUUGUCUGCUGACCAGCUCCCCGGAGUCCGAUUCGCGUAUAAUGAAGCAUUGGUCAAGGUCUUUUUUCUCCCCACAGCCACUGCUGCUGUGGCUGCCUUGCUGAGCUUUGGCUUCUCUUGGAAGAAAAUUGGCGUAGAGGAGCACAAUGAGAUGCUUCCAGCUGUUUCAGAUCAUGCGGGUCCACCACCUUGGACAGCGCGGGUCCCAGAAAGUGUGGUCAUUGUUCCAGGAGCACAGCAGCUCCACUGGAUUGAAUGCAAUAAUAUAGUGAAAGCGCUCCCCCAGUUAGUCGCGCAGCCUCAUGACCUCUUGAAGCCCAUGGUCCUCGCAGCCCGUUCGACAAAUGUCCCAGAUGAUGACCACACGGCAGAUGAGGCACUGACCUGGCGGAGUCCGAGGCCAACAGCGAUCUCUACCGCAAAUUUUUUUGAUGUUCUCGAUAACCAGCCCUUGGGCGCCGUCCGCCUUCUCGACGCCCCAGGACGCGCAUCGCCGGGGCCCUCCUCGGCCAACUGCGGUGGGACGACCCUGGGGUAA